CUUCUAAUAGCAGAGUCCCAGUUCGGAUUGAAGUUUCUGAGAGCCAUGAACAAGAUAUAGUUAUCACCAUGUUGUAAUGUGCAGUACUCCAGGUGAUCUUGGACAGAAAAUAUGAUGGAUCAGAUUGGUAAAAUGCCUGAGAAGCCAGCAAGAAGAACAUCUACUAGUGCUCCACCUAUUUUAACAACUCAUGAAGAUAUUAAACAUGGUGAAAUUGCCCACACAGCAACAUCAUUCAACAAGAUGGCUUUAGAAGAAAUAUUGGAGAAGUGCCCAAUGAGACCAUACUCUGACACAUGGCAGUCUCCAAGGAGCAUAAAGUAUGUAACUAUGAAAAAGAGACCAGAGGCAUCACAAUUAAUACAAUGUGGCUGGAAAAGAGAAAAAAUGUGGCUAAGUGAUGUAUUUAACGCGGUUGGACCACUGAGUAAAGCUAUGGAAGUGGAAAAAAAUAUACAAAAGCAGUCCAUUGGCAGUAGCAGUUUACUUGGAAUACCCCCAAGCAAUCAGCAGAAGAAUGCUUGGCUUCUGAAAAAUAAUCAGGGAAAAAUAUACCAAGACUGGAGAGGGGUAAUAGUAUCAGAGAAUUCAGCUCCCUACACAAUGCUCAGCAAGAAGGAACAUCAAGAAAGAUUAAGGAAUAUCACAAGAAGGCAAAGAUCCAAGGCGAUGCAUCCUCAAAGUAGCAAACUGGGAAGGCCCCAACAAAAGUCUAAGCAGCAAGGAAAGAUGCCUUACAGGAAAAAAGAUGCUAUUAAUUUAAUUAAUGAGAAAGUCAAAAGAAUUGGGCCACACCUCGAAAUCUUUGAAGCUUUUGCUCAGGUGCGAAAGGCACAUACAAAGGAUAAAAUAGUUUCUGCUGCCAUUUGUAUUCAGAAACUUAUCAGAGGAUGGCUUGAUCGUUGCCGAUUAACCAGAUUAAGGAUAAAGGCUAAGAACCAUGGGCCAACUUUAUUAGCUGUCGUAAAGGAAUACCGUAAAAUGAUGGCACGCAUUAAACGCCGAUGUGGAAUUUUGGACCUAAGUACACCACUAAUAUUUGAACAGUUUGAAGACUGGCUUGACCAGAAGCAUUGUAGGAACCCGUUCAGCUGCGAGAGUGGAUCUCCGUUUCUUUGUGGCGAACAAGGUAGUGCUGUGAGAGGCCAUGGGAAGGCCCAGCCGGGUCGGAGAAGGUUCAGAGAAGGCCAGCCAGGUGGCAGAAGACCUGAAAAGGCCGCCGAGCUGGCAGAGAAUGCCCGCUGUGUGGAGGAGAAGGUAGACUCUGAUUUGAAGUUAGUAAACAUCAAUAAGAUGCAAGCAGUUGAAAUGGCCUUCAUGUUGUACCCUCCUCGUGGUCUCAAACUAGUAACUGCAGCUGUUGCUAGAUCAACCUGGCUGAAACCAAUCGUUGAUGGGGAAGAUGCUGCCACAUAUUUAAUGCAUGGACAUCCAGAUUUAAAGACAGAUGUUCGAGUUGCUGGAGCCUUAGUAGCUAUGUCAAUGCGAGAGAGGAAGAAUAAAGACUGUAAGAUUAAAGAAUCUCCAUUUCCAGUUAACAGAGAUUAA
This is a messenger RNA of Sceloporus undulatus (fence lizard), 1548 nucleotides long. It is a transcript of the gene IQCM, whose product is annotated as IQ motif containing M. NCBI's taxonomy places the organism in Eukaryota, Metazoa, Chordata, Lepidosauria, Squamata, Phrynosomatidae. The record is from RefSeq and is a predicted model, not a curated record. Gene Ontology annotation, molecular function: protein binding. The transcript is spliced from 12 exons. The coding region runs from base 112 to 1548 and encodes 478 amino acids.